Lingula anatina is the source of this 4183-nucleotide messenger RNA. RefSeq names its product protein-tyrosine sulfotransferase 1. Gene Ontology annotation, cellular component: Golgi apparatus. Lineage: Eukaryota; Metazoa; Brachiopoda; Lingulata; Lingulida; Lingulidae. Gene Ontology annotation, biological process: peptidyl-tyrosine sulfation. Gene Ontology annotation, molecular function: protein-tyrosine sulfotransferase activity. The record is from RefSeq and is a predicted model, not a curated record.
CCAAAAUUGAAAACAAUGCCAACGUGGGUCCAGCAGGGUGAACUGUUUUUAGAUUUACAAUGGCAUAUGAUAAGCCCAAGACAAAGGUGGCAGCUUCUGUAGCCAGGGUAAUAUGAACAUCUAUUUUUGAUGGUAAAGAAAACCACACAUAACAAAGGAAGGAUCUUGAAUGAGGAUUUUCAUCAGCAGCGUUGAUUAUCUGUCUUUGUGUGAAACACAAUGUCUGCCAAUUGUCACUAGAGAUGAAACUAAAGACUUCAAUUUCUUUGCUGAAAUAUAUACCAUUUGUCAUGCAAUAUCAAUUGCUGAAAAAGCAAGAAAUUUGAAAAACAGAAUAGGUCCAGGGAACAGGCCAACAUUUGAUAAUGUUGCCUGUAAAGCCACCAAAGAACAUGUUGCAUGAAGAGAAUGAUUAGCUUUGGUGUAGGAUUAUCAGCAUCAAAAGCUGCUACACAUAGGGGCCUUGUUCUACAACAUUGUUUUCUGACUUGAAGACAGGUACAUAUAGUAAAUUCCACUUUUCCUGUUAUAAAAACUAUCCUGUUUUACAUGAGGAUGAGGCGGAUGUUUUAAUUGACAUUCUACCUGGUCACAGGUGUUCACUCUGGUUUCCCAAGUGUGAUGUACGUGUCAUAUAUUUUUUACUUUUCAUAUAAGACUGCCAUCAUAGCUGUUUUGUAAAGGCUAACUUUUUUGCGGGAAACUCAUUUGACUUAUGCUAGUACAGAAAGGCUUCAGCAGUUGAAUUAAGCAUUUCUAGCAGGAAGAUAAAAUCACAGAUAAAUUAUGCUGGGGUUACGCUUACCACAUGCUGUGGCUUUGUCAAAUAUCCAUUUAAGAAGCUACUUGAUUGAUUAGGUAUUCAGACAACAGAAUGGCAUACAGAUUUGGACGUAAGAUGAACACACAGUGUAUGUUAUACACUUUGAUUGCUUUGAUCAUUCUCUGGAUUUUUUAUAUCGGGCUUCUACCUUGCUAUCCAGUUGAUGAUGGCAUCAAGUUUGUUCCAAAUGCACAGUACAUGUAUCUUGCUGAUAAUACUAGCAUCCAGUAUGAUAGGAACUUACCACUUGUGUUUGUGGGGGGGUUUCCCCGAAGUGGAACCACUCUGAUGCGAGCCAUUUUAGAUGCUCACCCAGAAGUUAGAUGUGGAGAAGAGACAAGAAUAAUUCCACGUUUACUUGGGAUGCAAAACAAUUGGAAAAGAUCGCCUAUUGAAGCAAAGAGACUUUUAAAUGCUGGCAUAACAGAAGAUGUUAUAGAUUCAGCCAUGGCUGCAUUUAUUUUAGAAGUUAUAGUGAAACACGGAGAGCCAGCCAAACGUUUGUGUAACAAGGAUCCCUUUGCUCUUAAGUCAAUGAUGUAUCUUGCAAAGUUAUUUCCACAGGGAAAGUUUAUCUUCAUGAUACGUGAUGGCAGGGCUGUAGUUCAUUCCAUCAUGUCACGCCAAGUUUCAAUAUCUGGGUUUAAUCUCAGUGAUCCAAAGAGCUGCUUGGAAAAAUGGAGUAAAGCGGUAGAGACAAUGCACUCUCAAUGUAUACAUAUUGGACCCAGUAAAUGUUUGCCAGUCUAUUAUGAAGAGUUGGUGCUACAUCCAAGGACUUCCCUCAAAGGAAUAACAAGAUUUCUUAAUCUUCCAUGGAAUGAUGCACUGCUUCAUCAUGAAGAAUAUGUUGGAAAACCCGGAGGUAUAUCCCUGUCUAAGGUGGAGAAAUCAACAGAUCAAGUGGUAAGGCCUGUAAAUGUUGAUGCUUUAACAAAAUGGGUUGGAAAGUUUCCAAAAGAAGUGAUUGAUUCUAUGAAUCAGCUUGCACCUAUGCUCAACCAACUGGGCUAUGACCCUAGGGCAAAUCCACCAAACUAUGGAAAACCAGAUGAUGAAGUUAUAUUGAAAACUAAACAGGCACAAAACCAAGAGGAAGGGAAAUACAGACAGAACAGUCAAAAGUCCAUGAGGUGAUUCCAUAGAUGAGCCAGUUUGAUGUUCAUUUGAUGAAGAUUCAGGUUCUUUUACCCAAAUUUGAUUGAGAUUUAUUAUUUGUUUGUAAUAUGACUUAAUGUUAACAUUUCUGACAAACAUGGUGCUCGGCAUAUUUUUGUCUUGACUUAUUGGUUUUUAGUUGUAUAGAUGUGUUUUUUGUCAGACUAGAAGCCAGAAUUUUCACAGAAUAAAAUCUCAAGAGUGGACUUAUUAACAUUUUUUGGCAUAUUUUAACUUGCUCCAACUAUAAUUAGCAGGAUAAACAAUGUAUAUAAUUGUAUUUCUAUUUGUAUUUUUUGACAAUCUUUUCUCCUUUUGACUUUUUCAGUCAAGAUACAAAGUAAUUAUGAUCACUUCAUUUUGAAGUCUACAUUACUAAGUUGUAUCAUUUUUCUGCUUUCUGUUAAUGUAAGAACACACAAAUUGUAGAUUAUCUUAUUUACGUACUGCAUGCAUCUCAUUAUUAUUUGAAAAGAUACAUGGGUCUGUUAUUGAAAGUAAUGAUUAAGUUAUUGACACUACCAUCACAAUUCUUCGCCAAAGCAAAUUGAAAUUCAUCAGUGAAGUGUGUUACUUUGUACUCAGUAAGGUACAAGAUAUUGGUACAGUGAUGUGGAAGAUUUUUUCAGAUAAGGGGUUCUGCUUUGUAUUGGGAACAUUGCAUCCCACUUGUUAUGAUGAUAAAUGCAUUAUUUUUAUCACUACAGUUUCCAUUCGGUCAGGGAGAAAAUGAAGUUCUGAGUUUUAGACUUACAUGUUCUAUAUUAUAGCACUAACACUACAGUCUAAUAGGGAGUUACAUUAUCUAGUAUAUGCCAAGUUGUGUCUAAUUUGGGUAUUAUUUCACCUUAUGAUAUUCUGCUAUGACAUAUACUCAACAAAAGACAGUAUUCAUUAUGUUUUGCUUUGCAUUGGUUUUCCACUUAUGUAUAACAGCAGCAGUUGCUGCCCACAUACCAAAGAUGGAGAAUAAGUGCAUCAAUUUAGAGAUGAUUGCUUUACUUAAUGACUACUUUAUCUUAAUAGAGUGGCAAAGACAUCAUGAGAGUUUUAUUCAGUGAAGAGGAUUAUCUAUAUGAUGUGACAAGUAUAAAUUUUGCAGGUUCAGAGGUUUUGUGCACUUGUAAAAUUGACGACUUACAUCUAGGCCAUUACAUGUUGUUUUUAGCAUUUUGAGUAAAGAUACCAGUGCUUUAAAAUUUUUUUUAUUUCCAAAAUAGGUUAAUUUUUUUACCCUUUGUUAUAUACUAUGCUAUUGUUCAUUUUUUAUUGUAUUCACAGCACCAUUAUGCCCCUGGAGAGUAUUGCUUUAGUUUUGUAUUCAGUAUUAGAACUGUAGAGGCAAACAGAAGAAACUUACAUUAUUUAAAGAUUUAGGUAAAGUUCAGUUUAUUUGUCUUGGAAACUUUGUGCCAUAUGGUAUCUUGUAUGUAUUUUAUCAUUAUCAGAGGCUUUCUUGCAAACAUUUGAAUUAUAUAGCAUAAAUAUUUUUGAUUUGCUAUAACGGUAACAUAAAGUCAGUUCAGAACUGUUUGCCCUAAAAUUGAUAUGUCUUUAUUUUUUCUGUCAUCUGGUCAAUUUGUGCAAUUUUACUGUUCAACUUGUAGGAAUUGUCACUUUUGAAAGGUUUACAGGGCCAUUCCACUUUGUCUUCUCCAUGCGUAUUAUAUGUUAAAGAUUUUUUUUACAUGAAAAAGGAAUGAUGGUUGGGAAGAGGUGUUAUGGACGUUAUGGACAGAUGUAAUACUAUGUGAAGUACCUGUGCACAAUUGUUGUUUUUUUGUUAUAAAAAAUAGAGAGAGAGCAUUGAAUCAUAUUUUGGAUACUUUUCUUUGAAUGCAUAAUAGCUGCUACACUCAUUAUUCAAAACUCUCCAGAUUUUUGACAGAUUUAAUACCAGCUCUAAAUAAUCUAUAUAAGCCUUUCUGGGAGCAUUUUAAAAAACUCAAAUUUAGUGUGAAUAUUUUAAAUAUUUUAUAUCUUAAUUAUAUAUGAAGUCAAAUCUUUGUCAUUAAACCUGACCAAAUGUCAUGAUAUAGUUUCAAAAUGCAUAAUUUAAAGAACUGCUAAAAAGAUGAACAGAUAUUUUCUUUCUUUCUGUGCUAUAUAUAUAACCCUCUGUCAAUUACACCAAUGUUCAUUUAAAUAUUUAUACCAGUGUUUCAAUUAUUUAUUAAAUCAAAGCUUUAAUGGAUUUUUUUU